This is a messenger RNA of Metarhizium album ARSEF 1941, 2442 nucleotides long. Its product is annotated as sulfate permease II. NCBI's taxonomy places the organism in Eukaryota, Fungi, Ascomycota, Sordariomycetes, Hypocreales, Clavicipitaceae. Gene Ontology annotation, molecular function: secondary active sulfate transmembrane transporter activity. The record is from RefSeq and is a predicted model, not a curated record. The coding region runs from base 1 to 2442 and encodes 813 amino acids. Gene Ontology annotation, biological process: transmembrane transport. The transcript is spliced from 4 exons. Gene Ontology annotation, cellular component: membrane.
AUGCCGUCCACGCCACUCAUCAAGGGCCGUCUGGCCAAGGCCGUAGGCUACGACUCCGAUAAUCGAGAUGACGACGUCCCGUCAAUAUCGAACACGGAUCUGUUCAUCGAGGAAGAGCCCACCGUCGCGGAAUACCUUGCCGAGGUAACGCCCUCGUUCCGAGGUCUGGUCGAUUACUUGGUCAAUCUGUUCCCUUUUGUUCGCUGGAUCGGCAAGUACAAUCUGACUUGGCUGAUUGGCGACCUCGUUGCGGGUGAGCUGCUCCUUUGCUGUCUGGUCCUGAAGCUUAUCGGGCCGUGGCCAUGGCGCGGCAUUAAAUUUAAUCAUCAUUCAGGCAUUACCGUCGGCGCUGUUGUCGUUCCCCAGGGAAUGGCAUAUGCCCAGCUGGCUCAACUCGAUGUUGAAUAUGGACUGUACACGUCCUUCAUGGGAGUCUUAAUCUAUUGGUUCUUUGCUACUUCAAAAGACAUCACCAUCGGUCCCGUCGCCGUCAUGUCUCAGGUUACUGGAAAUAUCGUCCUCAAAGCCAAGGAUGAACUCCCCAACGUUCCCGGCCACGUUGUCGCAUCUGCGCUUGCCAUCAUCACGGGAGCCAUCAUUCUUUUCCUCGGGCUCGCUCGCCUUGGCUGGCUUGUCGAGUUCAUCUCGCUCCCGGCCAUUUGCGCUUUCAUGACGGGAUCUGCCGUCAACAUCAUCGCCGGCCAGGUUCCCAAGUUGAUGGGCAUCGGCGGCGUCAAUACCAGAGACGCGCCGUACCUGGUCAUUAUCAAUAGCUUGAAGGGCCUGCCAACCACCAAGCUGGACGCCGCGCUCGGUCUGACGGCUCUGUCGAUGUUGUAUCUGAUUCGAGGAGCUUGUUCCUUCCUGUCCAAGAAGCAGCCCCAGCGUGCCAAGACGUAUUUCUUCCUCUCGACUCUUCGCACCGUCUUCGUCAUCUUGUUGUACACUGCCAUCAGUGCCGGUGUCAACGUCAGCCACAAGAAGAAGCCGAGCUUCAGUCUCAUCAAGGACGUACCCCGAGGCUUUCAACAUACUGCUGUUCCAGCUGUGAACGUGUCAAUCAUCCAAGCAUUUGCCUCGGAGAUCCCUGCUGCUGUCAUCGUCAUGCUCAUUGAACACAUCUCCAUCUCCAAGUCUUUUGGCCGCAUCAACAACUACGUUAUUGAUCCGUCGCAGGAGCUCGUUGCCAUCGGUGUUACCAAUCUGCUUGGCCCGUUCCUUGGCGCUUACCCUGCGACUGGAUCCUUCUCGAGAACCGCCAUCAAGUCCAAGGCUGGUGUUCGGACCCCCUUUGCCGGUGUGAUUACGGCUCUAGUCGUGUUGCUGGCCUUGUAUGCGCUGCCUGCAGUGUUCUACUACAUCCCCAACGCCGCACUUGCCGCCGUCAUCAUCCACGCCGUGGGCGAUGUCAUCACCCCCCCAAAAGUCAUCUUCCACUUUUGGCGAGUCUCUCCGUUGGAGGUGCCCAUAUUCCUGGCUGGAGUGCUGGUGACGGUGUUCACGACGAUUGAAAAUGGGAUCUACACGACCAUGGCCGUCUCUGCCGCCGUGCUGGUUUGGCGCCUGUUCCUGAGCCGCGGCAGGGUUCUCGGCGUUGCCCGCAUUCGCACGGCGACAGCCCGCCAGGACCUGAAGCAGGCUGGCGACUCUGCCUUUGCCGAAGAGUCGGGAGAGUCGCUGAGAAAGGGGUUCCUGCCUCUUGACCACGAAGAUGGAUCCAACCCCAGAGUGGUGGUCAAGAGCCCUCAUCCCGGUGUCUACAUUUACCGAUUCGCGGAAGGCUUCAACUACCCCAACGCGAGCCGAUAUCUGAACCACCUCACCGAAGUCAUCUUUGCGGAAACCCGGCGGACAGACCCCACGCUGCUGGGGAAGUUAGGGGACCGCGCCUGGAACGACAGUUCACCGCGCAACCAGGAUGCUGACCUGGUUGACACGCGGCCAACUCUGAAAGCCGUCAUACUCGACUUCUCCUCAGUCAACAACAUCGACGUGACCGCCGCGCAAGCCUUGAUCGACGUGCGCAACCAGCUGGAUCGCUACGCCGCCCCCGACGCGGUGGACUGGCAUUUCGCCAACAUUGAGAACCGAUGGACCAAGAGAGCGCUGGCGGCAGCCGGCUUUGGAUUCCGGUCUCCCAGGCCGGCUCCCGGAGAGGGCGCCGCGCACUGGAAGACCAUCUUUAGCAUUGCCGACCUGGGAGGAUCCGACAGCGCGUCCAGGGCGGCCGAGGCAGCUGAGAUGGGCGAAAAGAAGUCGGUCCGCGAGUAUGACGUUGAACAAGCCGCAUCGGACAUAUCACAGCCCUCAGACAAGGACGUGCCUCGGAACCCGGGCAGUGCAAAGUUGGUGGCCGUCCAGGGACUGAACCGGCCUUAUUUCCAUUUUGAUUUGCAAGAGGCUGUCGAGUCGGCGAUUGCGAAUUCGGAGCGGGAGCGAUGA